AUGUCGAACAAACAGGGCAAAAUGGCCGGUUACAUCAACUACCGCAUGAGGGUCACGUUGAUGGACGGCCGCCAGAUGACAGGACAGAUGCUUGCUUUCGACAAGCAUAUGAAUCUCGUCCUGGCCGAUACUGAAGAGUUCCGACGCGUAAAGAGGAAGCAAAAUAAGCCUACUGCCCCCGGCGCAUCCAGUUCAGCCGCAACCCAGACGAUCGAGACAGAGGAAAAGCGUACUCUGGGUUUGACGAUUCUACGUGGUGCUCACAUUGUGUCUUUGUCUGUUGAAUCUGCGCCCCCGGCCGAUCCUAGCACGCGACUUGGAAAGAGUACUCCUGGUGGAUUACCUACUGGCUUAACUUCUGGUCCAGGUGUCUCGCGUCCUGCUGGCCGUGGUGCCGCCCCGUCGUCCCUUGCUGGACCAGCUGCUGGUGUUGGUGGUAGUGCUCCCCCUCCUUUCCCCCAGUUUGGUGGAGCCCCUGGAUUUGGACCUGGACGAGGUGGCCCUCCCGCACCUGGGUUUCCUCCUGGUGGAUUCCCGCCGCCAGGCUUCCCUCAGAACGCUCAAUUCCCACCUCCUGGCUUUAAUCCUGCCGGUGGCCCUCCCCCGGGAUUCAAUCCUCCGCCGCGAAGAUAA
Molecule: messenger RNA, 633 nt
Organism: Daldinia childiae
Lineage: Eukaryota; Fungi; Ascomycota; Sordariomycetes; Xylariales; Hypoxylaceae
Product: Small nuclear ribonucleoprotein-associated protein B
Exons: 6
Coding region: 1-633 (210 amino acids)
Biological process (GO): mRNA splicing, via spliceosome
Cellular component (GO): U1 snRNP; U2 snRNP; U5 snRNP
Molecular function (GO): RNA binding
Source: RefSeq, a predicted model, not a curated record